GGAAAACCAGGACAGUCAAUAUUGCGCACCAUAAUAAAGACUUCUUAGUAUUUUCAUAUGAGAUGAGAUGGAGAUGAGAUGAGAUGGAGAUGAGAUGAGAUGGAGAUGAAUGCUCCUCUUGUGAUCAGCACAAGGGAAAUGUGAUGCUGUACCGUGGAGGCGGCUCUCAGGGAAUCACUGUAAGGCGCUGUGCCGGUGGGCGUGGCUAAGCCAAUGGAGUUACAUUUCAGACAAGCGGCAGCCGCCAGUCAGCAGAGCGAUACUCGGACACGGAAAGGCUGGUUCCUGAAAGACAUAAUCACUCUAAGCCAUGGGGAAGGAUUACUACAAGAUCCUGGGCAUUCAGUCUGGUGCCAAUGAGGAGGAGAUCAAAAAGGCAUACAGGAAGAUGGCUCUCAAGUUCCAUCCCGAUAAAAACAAGGAUCCUAAUGCAGAAGAAAAAUUCAAAGAAAUAGCAGAGGCAUAUGAAGUCCUGAGUGACCCAAAGAAGAAGGCUAUUUAUGAUCAGUAUGGAGAGGACGGAUUUAAAAGUGGAGGAGCUGGCUCAUCCACUGGACCAGGCACUACAUAUCAUUACACCUUCCAUGGUGACCCUCACGCCACAUUCGCAUCUUUCUUUGGUGGCUCUAACCCCUUUGAUAUUUUCUUUGGCUCUGGACGUCAUUGGAACGCCAAUAAUGGUGGUGCAGACCAUGAUAUGGACAUUGAUAUGGAUGGAGAUGAGGACCCCUUCAGCUCCUUCAGCCACUUUGGCUUCAAUGGUCUCAAUGGGUUCCAUCGUGGGGUAGGUCGAAGACCUCGUAACGAAUCUUUGCACAGCAGCAGCAGCAACACCAGGAGGAAGGUACAGGAUCCUCCUGUGGUACACGAGCUACGGGUAUCGCUGGAGGAAAUCUUCCAUGGAUGUACUAAACGCAUGCGCAUUACUCGCCGCCGCCUCAACCCAGAUGGAAGAACGACGCGGACAGAAGACAAGAUCCUUAAUAUCGUCAUCAAGCGAGGCUGGAAAGAAGGGACCAAGAUUACCUUCCCUAAGGAGGGCGACGAGACACCGGAGAACAUUCCAGCUGAUAUUGUGUUCGUGCUCAAAGACAAGGGACACCCGCAGUUCAAGAGGGAUGGCUCUAACAUCAUAUACACAGCCAAAGUCAGUCUUAAGGAGGCGCUGUGUGGUUGCACGGUCAACAUUCCUACCCUGGACAACAAGGUCAUUACGCUGCCCUGCAACGACAUCAUUAAACCAGGAAUCAUUAAGAGACUUCGGGGUGAGGGUUUGCCUUUACCCAAGAGUCCAUCCCAGCGCGGGGACAUGAUAGUGGAAUUCCAGGUGCGCUUUCCGGACAGGAUACCCCCUCAGUCCAAAGAAAUCAUCAAACAGCACUUACCCCAGUCUUAAAGCCAUUUUAUUGGAUUUGUCCUAAUUUCUAUUUUAAAGAUAAACAUUACCUUUCACAAACAUUAAGAAACGAUCCAGAGGAAUGGGAAAUGUGCAAAAAAGGACCGGAAGUCAACUUCAUAUUUUGUUACCCUUUUUAUCAUAUUUUGCCCUUUUGAGAGCAGGUGGGAGAAAGACUUUCUGAAGACAAAAAUAAAUAAAUAAAUAAAUAAAAAAUGAUUUUCUAAGCGGUUUGCUACCUUGAAGCCUAUGGCUUUCAUCCAUCUUUUUUUUCAUAUUCUACUAAAAUUUUUCACUCCAUUAUCUCGAGACAGAAGGAAAAGAAUAAAUUCCUACUGUAUGUGUAAGGAAAGCUGUGGACGAUGUAUGUUAAGCCUGUUCUGGAGACAGUAAUGCCGAUUUGUUUUGCCUCGUCCCUUCUUCUUUAGUCUAGUUUAAAGUUCGAAUACAUUUUGGAUAAAAGCAGAGUUAUUUAGCAUAACCCUUUUUGAGUUAUGGGCUAGCUUUAGCACCAGCAAGUUAAAUCGAAACCAUUUGAUACGUUUUUACUCUCCGAACCAACCCUAAGCAGUCUAAAGGUGCUUUGUUCGCUGUGACCAGAUUAUUAGGUGCUGUCACUCUUUGCAAGUCAUUAAUGGUGUGAUCACAGAAUCUUGAGUGCCUUAAUAUGGCUCCAACUUGCUAGAUUUUCAGAGUCAGGUGAUGUAAUGAAAAGACCAGUGUUUUCACCUCAAACAAGGCCUAUUAUGGUACUGUAUACGCCACCGAAUAAGCAAUUAUUAUGUCAUUGCAAGCUUAGCCUGCUCUGGCAGUCCUGUUUAGAGCCCUGUUUGCUCAUGUGCUGAUUUCAUGUACUGUGAUUGGGAAAUAUUGAUGUUCUGUUGAUUGCGUUUACACUAUUUACAAAUGAAUCCCCUUAACAUUGUUUAUACCAGACCAUAAACUAUGACCCAUACCUGAUUUUUUUUUUUUUUUUGUAUAACACGAUCAUGUCAUGGUAGGUUAAAGAAAGAUUCGAAAGUGAGCAUUGCGCUUAGUUGAGACGAACUCCAUGAGGAUUCAUCGUAGCUGUAUAUAAAAGCUUCCCUGUAACUCACUCACGAGAGCACUUUCAGAAAACUGUGAAGUCAGGAGAUGGUGUUUAAGGUUAAGGUAGGUUGAUAUCACACACUUUUUGUAUACUGUUCAGUGCACAAGACUGUGGUUUAAAAAAAAAAACAAAACAAAAAUGAGUAUAUGCACAUGAUGAAGUGAACAUUUUUAAGUUUUAGUAUGACUGCGGACACUUUACUAUUUUAGAUGUGCACACUUUAUAGCUCCGUUUUUUCUCGUUACAACAAAGAUUUCUAUACAUUUGUAUCCCUCUAAAGGAAUUUGUCGUAUUGCCUUUUAGCAAUAUAGCCAAAAUUUCUUUUGUUUUGUUUUCAUACGGACAAUCAAGCGUAAAUCUCUCUCUCUGAAGACAGAAUCAAAAUUUAUUCUCAAACAGCAUGAAACAUUUGUAAUGUGGCCCAAAAAAAUUGUUUUUGGGCCUGCCAAAGAACGCACAGUCACCACACAAGGCUCCUGGCAUGACUUUACCUCUUCAUGUCCGACACUAGGAUUCUUGCUUGAUGUAUUUUAUUUCAGGUCAUUUUCACACCCAGGUUAUUUAUGUAUUCUUUAAUUAUAACGAUGUUGCAUUGAACACUUGGCCGCUGUCUACUAUCUACUGUAGUAACGUAAGCUUGCUAACUGGGAUGAUAAAAGGGCUUAGCAAGUGAGACCCAGUACGAGUGAAACGGUGUUUAGUGUACUGUGAUUUUAAACAGUGUUGAGGCCUUUUGGAUUGAUGUUUUGGUUGAGCUGAAGCUUGUUCUCAAUGUGCUGUUUUUUUAUUUUUUAGUAGUAAGCCUAAAUUAUGUACCUUUUUUUGUUGUUAAGGGAUAUUGUUUUAAAAGGCAAGAAAUAAACCACAAACCAUGA
This is a messenger RNA of Hemibagrus wyckioides, 3361 nucleotides long. It is a transcript of the gene dnajb5, whose product is annotated as DnaJ heat shock protein family (Hsp40) member B5. Gene Ontology annotation, molecular function: protein-folding chaperone binding. Gene Ontology annotation, biological process: negative regulation of transcription by RNA polymerase II. The transcript has 4 exons. Gene Ontology annotation, cellular component: cytosol. Bases 311 to 1396 code for a protein of 361 amino acids. NCBI's taxonomy places the organism in Eukaryota, Metazoa, Chordata, Actinopteri, Siluriformes, Bagridae. The record is from RefSeq and is a predicted model, not a curated record.